Periconia digitata is the source of this 2244-nucleotide messenger RNA. The record is from the annotation of a GenBank genome assembly. NCBI's taxonomy places the organism in Eukaryota, Fungi, Ascomycota, Dothideomycetes, Pleosporales, Periconiaceae.
CCCGCGUCGAUGGCUUUCGCAUCAGAGCGAUCAUGGUUAUCCAAAAUUGACGUAUUAGAUGGUGAGUCACUGACAACGACCAUACAGAUGCUUUCGUUCUUAUUAGCUUUCACGCUGGUACCGGGUGUCACUUUCAUUGUCGUUUCGCGAGAUGCAGCAGAUGAAAGGAAUAUUCGCAGAGGUACAGCAGCAGUAUCUGCAGUUCUUGCUGUAGAAUGCAUGGCCUUGAUAGUGUUAUUCUUUGUACUUGUACGGAGAACAAGAGAAAGUAGAUCCGGCGGUCUAUUCUUCAGAAGACAUCAACAUGCAAAUCCCGGAUCCAAUACUGCGCCUACCGUCGAACAAAGUGCAAGACCAACGCUCUUUCAUGUGCCUCCGAAACGGAAAUUCGAAAGAAAAGGUUAUUCUUUACCAGGUGGGAAGUGGGGAAGAGAAAUGUACUCCUACUCACCACUAAUGAAUCACGAAAUACGGGUGUUAGAGCUACAUCCUUCUGCAGGUGAAGAUGAUGAAGUUCAAGCUGAACUCCUUCAUCGCACAUUGCAUCAAGCCAGAAAAUUACAAUUCGUCGCUAUAUCCUAUACUUGGGGGACUCGGGAAGAUGCUACAUACAUUGCAGUUAACGGCUACACGAUGGAAAUUGGGCCAAAUGUGUUGAGAAUAUUGAAACAGUUGAGAACUCUAGGUUACAAAUUCGUCUGGAUAGAUGCUAUCUGUACAAACCAGUCUGAUCGUGAAGAGUGUAGCGCGCAGGUCUCUCGCAUGCGAUCAAUCUACGCUGGAGCUUACCAAGUUGUCGUUUCUCUGGACUCCAUGGCUUCUCGAGAUACCGGUGACUUUCUUCAAUUACUUUCCCUUGUAGAACCAGUGUUAUCUCCUGAGUCCCAGGUAGAUACUCUUCAGAGGGCCCUAAAGCAGGACAACCAUCGAGUUACUCUUACUGCUUUCUGUAAUGACAAUUACUGGAAAAGGAUGUGGAUCAUUCAGGAGUUUGCGAUUGGCCAUAACAUUCAGUUUCUAAUCCACGGUAGCGUUGUGCCCGUUAAAAAAUUCGAAACAAUCUUCCGUAUGCGAGAGAUUGAACCCGGCAUCAAGGAUAGUCAAAUGAACGCCAUAUACGCCAUGCGAUCCGCAUGGCAAGCGAACCGGUCUACCAACUUCAUACACUACCUUUACCGGACUCGGAUGUCAGAGUGCAAACUAAGACACGACCGGGUUUUCGGUCUCCUUGGCAUCUUGCCCGAGGCAAUGAAAUAUCUUCCGGAACCAGAUUACGAAUCUGAUAUAAGAGAUAUUGCAGUCAGCAUUACACACGCGUACAUCCACAAGACGUCAGCAGAUAUAGUGUUACUCACACCUAGGGACGACCCCAUCAUGGACUGGCCAACUUGGUGUCCUAGAAUUUUCCAUUUCGACCAAGGAGCACCAAAUAAGCGCUUGAUUAAGCUACUCAAACGAAAGAGUCUAAUUCAGUCAGGAGAGUGGAAGGCCACUGGUGACGCUAAACCUGAUUUUUCUAUUCACGGAACGACUUUGGUCACGAGGGCUGCUUUCCUAGGCACCAUUCGCAGUAUUGGAUUCGCUCGCUUUGAUUCAAUUCAUAGUGAUUUUCCACUACAUGACGCCACUUGGAAAAGGAGCGAGAGCCCGCGGAUCUUUGUUAGUGAAACUCUUGGUCUAUUUCAUGAGGCCUUUGAGGGAAGAUCUACAAUCAAUACUGCUCUUUUUAAGAGUGAAUAUACAUCUUGCUAUAUUCGAGCUUUCCAAGUGGACCAUAAUUUUGAACAAGAGGGGAAUAUCUAUAACUAUGACGUUGCCAAAUGGAUAUAUCGCAACCGCAAGUUCUUCACAGGUUGGAAGUUCAUGGAAGAACACGCUGAAGUGACAAGCACCCCCAAAAGCUUUCUGCUGAGUCUCAUCAACUGUGUAAGGACCUCUCAUUCUAGUUGUCUGCACCCAGGUUAUACCAAAUUCUGGGAUUCUUUUGUGGAGAUGGUCAAUUCGGAUAUGCGACUGAUGGGUUUGGAGAUGGUAACGCGGUCUGAACUCGGUUGGGCUACAACAGGUGCACGUCUUGGGGACGAGGUAUUCUUAGUCCCAGGAUGCAGCAGACCCGCCGUCCUUCGCAAAACCGAUGCUGGAACGUAUCAACUUCUGGGCGACGCUAUCAUUCUUAGUGCCAUGUAUGGCGAUCUAUGGACUAAAAUCAGAGCUGAAGAUCUUCAGAGCAUUGAGAUUGUAUGA